AUGGCAGACACAACUAUCGCAUUCCCCUCGAAGCCACGCAUCUUCAUCCUAACGGACAUCACCAACGAACCCGACGAUGCGGAAUCCUUCUGUCGAUACCUGACGUACGCCAACCAGUUUAACACUGAAGGCAUCGUGGCUGUAACUUCAGUAUGGCUCAGGAACAAAGUGGCACCAGAGAAUCUGCACGAAAUUAUCGAUGCGUAUGAGAAGGUUGUAGAUAAUCUGAAUGCCCACGUCCAUCCUGAGUCUCUUUAUCCUUCGGCAGAAUACAUCAGAAGUAUUGUUCGUUCAGGGCCUCCAAUGUAUGGAAUGGCUGCAGUUGGCGACGAUAUCCCGCUGAGUGAUGGUGCCCAAUUACUUCUAGAACGGCUAUUGGCAAAAGACAGCGACCCUCUUUGGGUGUUGAUCUGGGGAGGCAGUAAUGUCCUUGCUCAAGUCUUACACCAUAUACGCCAUAGAGAUGAUGCUGAACAGCUUAGAGCAAAGCUGCGAGUGUAUACCAUCUCUGAUCAAGAUGAUACCGGGGCUUGGAUGAGGCGAUUGUGGCCUGACAUCUUUUAUAUCUGUUCCGUACAUGGAUGGAAUCAAUACAGCCAAGCAACUUGGACAGGCAUAUCCGGAGAUACGCCUGGUGAGCAAGGAGGCCCCGAUACUUCAAAAAUCACUAAGGAGUGGAUCAAAGAGAAUAUUCAAGUCGGGCCCCUAGGAGCAGCGUACCCUGAUUACAUGUACAUUGUCGAGGGAGAUACGCCUACGUUUCUAUACAUGAUACAAAAUGGCUUGGGACUUCCAGAGCAGCCAUCUUACGGCUCCUGGGGAGGUCGCUAUCUCCCUGUCGAUCUUACUUUCCCUAGAGGCCAUUUUGGUGACACUGCCGAUGAAGUCGUUGGAAAGAAUGGCCAGACAUAUAUAUCGAACCGGGCAACGAUUUGGCGCUGGAGAAAUGCCUUUCAAGACGACUUCGCUGCUCGAAUGCAGUGGACUUUGACCAAUGACUUCACUAAAGCAAAUCAUCACCCUAUCAUUUCCAUCAAUGGGAAUCAAGGAUUAAGUCCAAUCUAUGUUGAGGCUGACGCUGGUUCUUCAUUGGUUUUUGAUGCAUCCGAAACCUUUGAUCCUGAUGGAGAUACUUUAUCUUUCAAGUGGUUCCAGUACCAUGAGCCAAGUGCUACUCGGACGUAUCAUAGUUGGGAGGUGCCUAAGAUGGAGAUCAAAGUGCUUGACUCGGCUGGAACGAAGGUGGAAAUAACAGUGCCGAAAGCCGAUGCUGACCCCAGGCUGGCUCCUAUUCCUGCGCGUGGCGAAUUUCUUCAUCUCAUUCUUGAGGUUCAGGACAGCGGAUCACCUCCUUUGACUAGUUACCGUAGGAUUCUCAUUACACCGCUUAAUAAAGUAUAG
Molecule: messenger RNA, 1401 nt
Organism: Trichoderma harzianum CBS 226.95
Lineage: Eukaryota; Fungi; Ascomycota; Sordariomycetes; Hypocreales; Hypocreaceae
Exons: 2
Coding region: 1-1401 (466 amino acids)
Molecular function (GO): hydrolase activity, hydrolyzing N-glycosyl compounds
Source: RefSeq, a predicted model, not a curated record